This is a messenger RNA of Apiotrichum porosum, 4692 nucleotides long. RefSeq lists its product as uncharacterized. Bases 1 to 4692 code for a protein of 1563 amino acids. Gene Ontology annotation, cellular component: membrane. Gene Ontology annotation, molecular function: ATP binding; ABC-type transporter activity; ATP hydrolysis activity. Gene Ontology annotation, biological process: transmembrane transport. The transcript is spliced from 3 exons. Lineage: Eukaryota; Fungi; Basidiomycota; Tremellomycetes; Trichosporonales; Trichosporonaceae. The record is from RefSeq and is a predicted model, not a curated record.
AUGGCUGCAUUGGUCGGCAAUUUCGCAGCAAACAUCGAUGGUGCCACGAUGGACGGCGGUGGCACUGCGCUUCAGCGUAUGAUGAGCCACACCGGGCCCACCAACACGGACGGCGACAAUGACGAAGAGGAGGUGUUUACUCCGAUCGAGGAGCGCCACGAGCAAAUCACCAAGCUUGCUCGCCAGAUCACUCGCCAGAGCACCCGUCCUGGUGGCCUCCACCGUGUCGCCACCAACGGCUCCGUUCUUGCUGAAGGCGACAUCUUCGACUACGAGGAGGGCUCCGACCUCGACCCCUUCUCGGAGAACUUUGACGUCCGCAAGUGGACCAAGCUCGUCGUUCGUCACCGGGACACUGCUCCCCGUACUUCUGGUCUUGCCUACUCCAACAUGGACGUCUUUGGUUACGGCUCCGAUGCCGACUACCAGAAGACUGUUGGCAACAUUGCCGUCUACGCCUACCAAACUCUGCGCGACAAGAUUACUGGUCGCAAGACCCGUGUCAACAUUCUCAACAGCAUCGACGGUGUUGUCGAUGCAGGCGAGAUGCUGGUCGUCCUCGGGCCCCCCGGUUCAGGCUGCACCACGCUCCUGAAGGCGAUUGCUGGCGAAAUGAAUGGCAUUUAUCUCGACGAGGGCUCCCAUCUUAAUUACCGCGGUAUCACUCCCAAGGAGAUGCACUCGCAGUUCCGUGGCGAGUCCAUCUACACCGCAGAGGUCGACGUCCACUUCCCCAAGCUCGUCGUUGGCGACACCCUUGCGUUCGCUGCUCGUGCUCGUGCGCCCAGGAACCCUCCUGCCGGCCUCACGCAGAAGAAGUAUGCCGAGCACAUGCGCGACGUUAUCAUGAGCAUCUUUGGCAUCUCGCACACCAUCAACACCAAGGUCGGCAACGACUUUAUCCGUGGUGUCUCGGGUGGUGAGCGCAAGCGUGUCUCGAUUGCAGAGGCCACCCUUGCGUCCGCUCCUCUCCAGUGCUGGGACAACUCGACCCGUGGUCUCGACUCGGCCAACGCCAUCGAGUUUGUCAGGAACCUCCGCCUCAGCGCCGAGCACUUUGGUACCAGCUCUUGCGUCGCCAUCUACCAGGCCCCACAGAGCGCGUACGACCUCUUUGACAAGGUCUGUGUCCUUUACGAGGGCGAGCAGAUUUACUUUGGCCGCUGCACAGAGGCCAAGGAGUUCUUUGUCAACAUGGGCUUCCACUGCCCCGAGCAGCAGACCACCCCCGACUUCCUCACCUCCCUUACUUCCCCCAGCGAGCGUACUGCUCGUGAUGGCUUUGAGCACCAGGUGCCCCAAACGCCCAAGGAGUUUUCCGCUCGCUGGCGCGCGAGCCCCGAGUAUGCUGCCCUCAAGGGCGAGAUUGCCGCGUUCAACGCCAAGUACCCCACUGGCGGCCAGCAUUACGACGAGUUCCUUGCCUCGCGUCGUGCUCAGCAGUCCAAGCACAUCCGCCCCGGCUCGCCCUACACCCUUUCGUACGCUGGCCAGGUCAAGCUCUGUCUUGACCGUGGUUUCCAGCGUCUCAAGGCGGACCCGUCGCUCACCCUCUCGCAACUCUUCGGUAACUCAAUCAUGGCCCUCAUCAUCGCGUCCAUCUUCUACAACCUGCAGCCCACCACCGCCUCGUUCUACUCUCGUGGUGGUCUUCUCUUCUUCGCCAUCCUCAUGAACGCCUUUGGUUCGGCCCUCGAAAUUCUUACCCUCUAUGCUCAGCGUCCCAUCGUCGAAAAACAUGCGCAAUACGCCUUCUACCACCCUUCAGCUGAAGCCUUUGCGUCCAUGCUUUGCGACAUGCCCUACAAGAUUUGCAACGCCAUUCUCUUCAACUUGAUCAUCUACUUCAUGACCAACCUGCGUCGUGAACCUGGGCCCUUCUUCUUCUUCUUCUUCGUAUCGUUCAUCCUCACUCUUACAAUGUCGAUGAUGUUCCGUUCUAUCGCAUCGCUCUCACGCUCCCUCACUCAAGCCCUCGCCCCGGCCGCCGUUCUCAUUCUUGCGCUGGUUAUCUACACCGGUUUCGCCCUCCCCAUCUCGUACAUGCACGGCUGGGCCAGGUGGAUCAACUACCUCGACCCGAUCGCCUACGGCUUCGAAUCGCUCAUGAUCAAUGAGUUCCACAACCGCCAGUUCGCGUGUGCGACCUUUGUCCCGUCGGGUGGCAACUACCCUACUUCUGGCCUCGAGGUGGCCUGUUCGGCUGUCGGCUCUGUUGCUGGUGCUACCACCGUCGACGGCGACGCGUACCUUCUCGCCGCGUACAACUACCAACACGCGCACAAGUGGCGCAACGUCGGCAUCAUUUUCGCCUUUAUGAUCUUCCUGGCAUGUGUCUAUCUCGGCGCCACCGAGUACAUUACCGCCCAGCGCUCCAAGGGUGAGGUUCUUGUCUUCCCCCGCGGCAAGAUCCCCGCCGCGCUCAAGGCCCAAAACACCGACGAGGAGACCCUCGAUGUCAAGGAGGCCGCUCUCAUGAGGCGCCAAACGACCCUUGAUGCUGCCGACGGCCUCAUUCAGCGCCAGACUGCUGUCUUCUCCUGGAAGGAUGUCUGCUACGACAUCAAGAUUAAGGGCGAGCCUCGUCGUAUUCUUGACCACGUCGACGGCUGGGUCAAGCCCGGUACCCUCACCGCCCUGAUGGGUGUCUCCGGUGCGGGCAAGACUACCCUCCUCGAUGUCCUGGCUACUCGUGUCACAAUGGGUGUUGUUACCGGUCAAAUGCUUGUCGACGGCCGUCCCCGCGAUGUUUCGUUCCAGCGCAAGACUGGUUAUGUCCAGCAGCAGGACCUGCACCUUCAGACCUCGACCGUCCGUGAGGCCCUCCGUUUCUCUGCCAUCCUCCGUCAACCCAAGUCCGUUCCCCGCGCCGAAAAGUACCAGUAUGUCGAGGACGUCCUCAAGCUCCUCGAGAUGGACGGCUACGCCGACGCCGUUGUCGGUGUUCCCGGCGAGGGCCUCAACGUCGAACAGCGCAAGCGUCUUACCAUCGGUGUCGAACUCGUCGCCAAGCCCGAGCUUCUUCUCUUCCUCGACGAGCCUACCUCGGGACUUGACUCGCAGACCUCGUGGAACAUUCUUCAGCUCCUCCAGAAGCUUACUGCCAACGGCCAGGCCAUUCUCUGCACCAUUCACCAGCCCUCUGCCAUGCUCUUUGAGCAGUUCGACCGUCUUCUCUUCCUUGCCAAGGGUGGCAGGACUGUCUACUACGGUCAGGUCGGUCACCAGUCCAACAUUCUCAUCGACUACUUUGUCCGCAACGGUGCUCCUCCUUGCCCCGCUGGCGAAAACCCCGCCGAGUGGAUGCUUUCUGCCAUUGGUGCUGCCCCUGGCUCCCACACCGACGUCGACUGGCACCAGGCUUGGCUUGACUCGCCCGAGCGUGUUGCCGUCCGUGAAGAGCUCGAGGUCAUCAAGCACGAGCGCCGCGCCCUCGUCCCCAAGGCUGACCCCAAGGCCGACAAGGCCGCCUACUCUGAGUUUGCCGCAUCCAUCGGUGUUCAAAUGUACGAGGUCCUCCGCCGCGUCUUCCAGCAGUACUGGCGCACGCCCAGCUACAUCAUGUCCAAGCUCCUGCUCUGUAUCUCGUGUGCUCUCUUCAUCGGCUUCUCGUUCUUCAAGGCCGACACCUCUCAACAAGGCCUCCAGAACCAGCUCUUCUCCGUCUUCAUGGCAUUCACCAUUUUCGGCCAGAUCGUCCAGCAAAUCAUGCCCAACUUUGUCAUCCAGCGUUCGCUGUACGAAGUUCGUGAGCGCCCGUCCAAGACGUACUCGUGGAAGAUCUUCAUCCUGUCGAACAUUUUCGUCGAGGUCCCCUGGUCGAUUCUGGCUGCCACCCUCUUCUUCUUCUGCUGGUACUACCCCAUCGGCUACUACCGCAACGCCCAGCUCACCGACGCGGUCGACUCUCGUGGUGCCCUCAUCUGGCUCUUCAUGAUCGUCUUCUUCCUGUUCACAUCGACUUUCGCUACCAUGAUGGUCGCUGGUAUCGAGCUCGCCGAAACCGCUGGUAACCUCGCCAACCUGCUCUUCUCGCUGUGCCUCGUCUUCUGCGGUACCCUCGUCCCCCUCCAGUCGCUACCUGGCUUCUGGCAUUUCAUGAACCGUGUGUCACCCUUCACCUAUCUUGUGGAGGGUCUGCUUGGUGUCGCGACAGCUCACGCCAACGUCGUUUGCUCUGCCACUGAGCUUGUCCAAUUUUACCCCCCCUCUGGCGCCACUUGCGGUGAAUACAUGGCCCCCUACAUUGCCCUUGCCGGCGGUUACCUCACCGACGCCAAUGCCACGUCCGAGUGUAACUUCUGCGCCAUGAGCAGUACCGACACCUUCCUCGCCGCGUUCAACAUCUACUUUAGCAACCGUUGGCGUGACUUCGGCCUGCUGUGGGUCUACGUCAUCUUCAACAUCUUUGGCGCCAUCUUCCUCUACUGGCUCGCCCGUGUUCCCAAGAACAACAAGAAGGAGGAGGACGAGGAUGGACUCCAGCGCUCGACCACCACUCAGACCAACAUCACCCGCCAGCUCACCGGCGUCGAGCGCACGCGCACCAAUGUGUCGCAGAAGGUCCCCCAGCCUGAGCCCGUCUUCAACUCUGCGGAGAAGGAGAGGGUUGACGGUUCGCCAUUGGGCUCCAGCGCUCCCCUCACACACUCUGAUUCGACUCGCGUCCCCAGCCUCGAGUCGGCAAAGUAG